Molecule: messenger RNA, 2017 nt
Organism: Morone saxatilis (striped sea-bass)
Lineage: Eukaryota; Metazoa; Chordata; Actinopteri; Moronidae
Product: glucose-dependent insulinotropic receptor
Exons: 2
Coding region: 335-1591 (418 amino acids)
Biological process (GO): G protein-coupled receptor signaling pathway
Cellular component (GO): membrane
Molecular function (GO): phosphatidylcholine binding; G protein-coupled receptor activity
Source: RefSeq, a predicted model, not a curated record
UGAGAACAGUUAGAUCGAACGGAUGUUUUAGCAACAGAUUCACUUUUUUAAACUAUGAUAUGCAUCACCGAGGAGACAUUACACGACACCGGAUUAACGUAACAGGACAAUAUUGGCUAACAGGAUUCUUCAUCAAGUUUCAAGUUUUAACCGAUUUUAUGUUUUAGCAUUUGUGCAAAUCUCAAUUUUUUUCUAGCUCAAGUACAUUUUGUGUUAUGUUGGACAAUGGCUGUAAAGGAUAAAACUGUUUCUGAUGGCAGCAGUGUCAGCAAAUCUUAAAUGCAUAUACAUUUUGUGAAUUUCACCUUCAAAUCUUUGGGUUUUUGUUAUCAACAUGUCAUAUUUGUGUGGACAUGCAAGCACUGAGCCCUCUGUUAGGAUGAGUCCUGACUGUAUGCACUCCAAUGAGUCGACAUCCCAAAGCGACGUGAGGCCCCGAGUGAUGGGUCUGAUCCUGAGCAUCGCCUCUUGCCUCAUCAUCUCCACCAACCUACUGGUGGCAGCAGCUCUUCUUAAGUUACUCCUCAAGAAGAGCAGCCAGAGCUGGUGCUUUGUCCUCAAUUUGGCACUGGCUGACGCCCUGGUGGGUGUGGCCAUCACUGGUCUAGCCACAGAGGACUUCAACAACAACAGCAAAAAUAUCACUCAGAACCAGUACAGCCAUAUCACUGCUGGUCCUCCCACAAACGCCACGCCUCCUGCUCAGGGCAAGACCCGGUGUUUGAUGCGGAUGGCCUUUGUGACAUCGCCCUGCACAGCAUCCAUCAUGUCCAUGUUCCUGAUCUCACUUGACCGCUAUGCAGCCAUAAAGAUGCCCCUGCGGUACUCUCAGCUCUCUGGGAAAGGGACAGCAGUCGGGUCCCUGCUAGCUCUGUGGAUCAGCUCUCUGAUUCUGGGAUUCUUGCCAGUUAUGGUGCGGCAGCUGCAGAGGGAUGUCUACAGCGGCUUCUGUGCCUUUUUCUCUGUUAUUGAGGUGGGCAUGAUUGCGUUAUUUAGCGCAUGCUUCUUUCCUGUGCUCUCUGUAUUUGUUUACAUCUACAUGGACAUCCUGAAGAUCGCCUGCAGCCACCAGAAGCAGAUCUGCCAAGUUAGGCAAGCCGGUUCUAGGACGGGUGACCACCAGAACAAUCAACAUCAUGAGCAUCAGCAUCAUCAGCAGCUAAGGAGCGGCUACUGGAGUCAUGUCAAGGCUCUGAGGACAGUGGCAGUGCUCGUGGGCUGCUUCUUGGUCCUCUGGUGCCCAUUCUUUGUGGCAUGCAUAGUGCACCUUCUGUGUGAAACCUGUGAACUCACUGACGUGUUGGAGAACUAUCUUUGGCUCUUGGGUCUAUCCAACUCACUGAUCAACCCUCUGGUCUACGCCUUCUGGCAAAGGGAGGUGCGGCUGCAAUUAGCAGCCAUGUUUUCCUGCUUUACAGGCAGCUCGUUGGCUGUUGGACCACCAGGUGUCGCCAAAAGAAGUGACCCGCCACCUGUGCUGACUCCAGCUGGUGUUCCUAGUGGAGAUACCCUCAACCCUUCACUGUUGCAGUCAGUUGUUGACCAUGACAAGACUCACAUUGUGCCUCUGUCUGCCACAACCAGCUUGUGAAAGAAACUGGAUGGACUAUCAAUGUGAUUUUCUAGAUAAUCUAGACACUGUGGCUGUAGAGUUAUUACAAAGAAGUUAAAACUUACUUUAAGAGCUGUGAAGAGUUUCUUGCCUCACCUUUUCUUUCUGAAAAGCUGAAACACAUUCCUAUCCAGAUUUGAAAAGAAAUGAAUUUCUACCAGAUGGUAAAAUGUGUCGACCCCUUAAUUUUAUCCCAGCUAAAACCCUCACAAGGUGAAUAUCUUUGUUCUAAAAUUAAAACCAUGAAUGUGAGAGCUACUUCUGAAUGUGUGUACUAAUUUGACCUUAACUUUUACUUUAAAUUGAUACAUGAAUUAAAGUGAGUUUUAAAUCUUCAGCACUGACCUGCGCCCCGUCAUCAAGAUGUUUUUGGGAAACAGGGCAUUGAUCAGAAUAGAGGUCUGC